Molecule: messenger RNA, 876 nt
Organism: Ambispora gerdemannii
Lineage: Eukaryota; Fungi; Glomeromycota; Glomeromycetes; Archaeosporales; Ambisporaceae
Source: the annotation of a GenBank genome assembly
AUGCCUGAUAAUCGUGAAGAAAUAGCCAAAAGUAUAUCUUGCUAUGGAUUGCCAUAUGGAACAUGGGGGUUAGCCUGCUGGUUAUUUGCGUCUGUCACCACUUUUCUCACAUACGCGAGACCUCCCAAAAGACAAGAUAUGCCAUUAUUCAUUGCCAAAAUUGUUAUGACAGUAGGUCCAGUCAUAUUUACAUGUAUCCGUUGUCAUGGGGAAUGGGUAUUUGUACUUAUAGCAUGUGGGAAGCUUGCUCCAUGGGCUCUCAAAAUGCUUAAUGAUCGUAUAACUUUACGAUUUAAGAAAAGAAGCACAUUACUGGCGGUAAAAGGACUUUUCCAAUAUUCUGCAAAUCCAGCAGAAGAAAAGCAACUUGAUGAAUAUGACUCAGAUGAUGGAGAUACUACAAAUGAAACCGUAACUAAAGCAGUGAAUACGAUCCUCGCCGUUUGUGCUGUCUUGACGAUAAUUAUACUGUGCAUUGGUGGUUGGGUAGCUUUGGUAAAGUUUGUUUUAAUUGUGUCGCCGCCAAAGUAUAAUGACUCGGUUAACGUGGCUUCGGCGUGGAUAAGUGUAAUAAUCGCAUCGAUAAUAUUUAUAAUAGUUCUAUUCUGUGUUUCAUUUUGUCUCUGUUCGUGCAUGAAUAAGAUAUCAGAAUGUUUUGGAUCAUCUGGGGACAUUGCGAGUAUUGUGGUAGUUUACUUUGUAGUAGCAUCUCAUGUCUUGUUUUCGCACAUACUUCUUGCUGAUCUUUAUAAGAAUUGGAAUGGGCUUGCCUCUGAAAAAUAUGCAAGAAUAUCGGCCAUUAUUUUCCUUGUUGGAAGAAAUCUGCAUAUUAUAGAUUUUAUACAAUAUCUGUAUGAAUCUUAUCGUAAUCGUUAA